AUGGUUACAGUCGCAGUCGCCGGAGGCACCGGUGAUCUUGGCCGCACGAUUGUCGAUGCGCUGAAGGCGAGCCCAAAGCAUCAAGUCAUUGUCCUGGCACGCAAGGAAUCCAAGGGUCGAGAGAUGGACGUUCCAGUCUUUGGCGUGGACUAUGCAGAUAUUGAGUCCGUCACUCAGGUGCUCGAGCAAAACAAAGUCCACACUGUCAUAUCUGCCCUCGCUAUCAGGGGCCCGGUGGAAGGGGCAUCCGAAAUUAGCCUCGUGAAGGCGGCAACAAAAGCUAACACGACGAAACGCUUCAUGGCGAGUGAAUUUGGUACUCUGGCCCCGGAGGAGAAAGACCUGCAAUUGCCGCAGCACGAACACCGUCUCGCGACAAUCGCCGAGUUGCAGAAGACCGACCUUGAGUGGACCAGACUUCACAAUGGCUAUUUCUUGGAUUACUUCGGCAUACCUUACAUCGAGAGCAACAUGACGCCCGUUGCGUUUGCCGUUGACAUGGCCAAUAAGGCUGCAGCGAUACCGGGCACGGGUAACGAUAUGACGGCGUUCACAUACACAAAGGAUGUGGCCAAGUUUGUUGUUGCGGCGCUCGACCUGGAGCACUGGGACGAGGCUUUGUUCUGCUAUGGCGACAAGGUGACGUGGAAUGAGUUCCUGGCUAUCGCGGAAGAAAUGAGAGGUUCAAAGUUCACCGUGGCCUAUGAUAGCGCCGAGAAGCUUGCGAGCGGCGAAAUGACCGAGCUGCCCUCUCACCCUGCGAUUUAUCCUUUCUGGCCAAAGCCGUACUUUCAGCAAUACUUUUCCAAGUUUGGACUGUACGUCAUGAAAGGCCUGUUCAAUUUCCCCGAAGACGCCACCCUGAACAAGAAAUUCCCCGAGAUCAAACCAACCACGGUCCGAGAGAUGCUCGGUGUCUGGGUUGGAAAGUAG
Fonsecaea multimorphosa CBS 102226 is the source of this 933-nucleotide messenger RNA. RefSeq lists its product as uncharacterized. The coding region runs from base 1 to 933 and encodes 310 amino acids. The record is from RefSeq and is a predicted model, not a curated record. NCBI's taxonomy places the organism in Eukaryota, Fungi, Ascomycota, Eurotiomycetes, Chaetothyriales, Herpotrichiellaceae. The transcript has 4 exons.